CAGGGAUAGAUCUCCCUUAAAUUAUCCCGUGGAACGGACCUUCAAGGUAAAUCAUUCAAAUAAGCGCAACAUUCCUUUCUAAUGCUCCUUUCUUUAUCUGAGUUUCUUGUCUUCUUUGCAGUAGCAUGAUGAAAAACUAUUCUAUCAAGACACGAAAGCUUUUCGGCUCUUUACGGCCUCGAACUUUCCGCUUUCACAAGCUUGGGAAUCCACAGCAUGCGAAAGCGUCGACAAAAUGUGUGCAACUAUCAGACAUCGCUCUUCAUAAUGAACUUUUCCGGUACACCUCUGGGAGAUGGAUCUUCAACGAACAUCUCCGCCUUGCAGAACGAUUCCUUGAGUUUGAUGUGUCCGCCCUUCAAAACGUUAUUUCUGCUGCAUCUCGCCAUUCGAUAUCCGAUCUCAGAACCUUUACAAAACUAUCAGAAGGCGGAUUCAACCGCAUUUUUGAGGCCACUUUCAGCGAUGGGAAAUGUAUUAUUGCGCGACUUCCAUACCCAAGCACAGUACCAGAACACUAUACUGUAGCGAGUGAAGUGGCGACUUUAGACUAUCUUCGUCUGCAUGGUAUUCCCACACCAGAGGUGUAUGCGUGGUGUUCGACGAAGGCGAAUCCUGUUGGAACAGAGUAUAUUAUUAUGGAAAAGUUGGUUGGUAUCCCACUCGGCGAUAAAUGGUUCACAUUGACGCCAAAGGAACAACACAAGGUCAUGAAACAGAUAAUCGAAUGGGAGACGCGAUUGAUGUCACUGCAGUUUCCUGCGUCUGGAAGUCUUUACUAUACUAAAGACCUUUCAUCUGAGAGGAGGGUACAACUCGCUGAACCCAACGGUAUGGCGUUCUGCAUAGGACCGACAGCUCACUAUAGCUGGUGGCAUGACAAAAGGGAUCUAUUGAAUAUCGAUCGAGGUCCUUGGCUGUCAUCAAUGGGGGUUUUCCGAGCAGCUGGCGAACGUGAACUGGCCUGGACUAAAGCCUAUGCAAAACCUCGCUUGCCCUAUGACCGGCUCUAUAGGGAAAUCUAUCAUUUUAAGCAUGUCUCACCUGAUAGCCACCUCACAGACCUCUCCAACUAUCUUAAAAUGAUACCCUGCUUAGGGUAUGCAAGCGACUCAACUUUGAAUCGACCUGUCAUGCGCCACCCAGACCUUCAGCCAAACAAUAUCCUCGUUUCCGAUUCAAAUGAGAUAGUUGGACUUAUAGAUUGGCAGCAUUGUUCUAUUCUUCCUCUCGGUAUUGCUGCUGGAAUACCAACUCACUUCCAGAAUUAUGGUGAUCCCGAAUCGGAGAUGCUGAAACAGCCUCAGCUUGCUCUACCUCCAGAUUACGAUUCUUUGCCUCCAUCCGAGCAAGCAUCGUUACUAGAGACUCGGCGCAAAAGAAUGGUACAUUUUCUGUAUGCCGCUUUCACUAAAAGACUAAAUAAAGAGCAUUAUGAUGCCAUCUUCGAUCAGUCUGUUAUCCUCCGCCAACGGCUAUUCAAGAAUGCUGGUACGCCCUGGGAGGGAGACUCGAUAUCUCUGCGAGCAGAACUCAUUCGCUCUAUACAGAAUUGGCCGACAAUUGCUCAGACCACCGAUGCAGAUCAAACUAGGAGUGUUUAUCCGGUCGCUCCAGUGGGCUAUUCAGAGGACAUUGUCCGGGAAACCCUUGACUUAGAUGCUCGUCAAAGAGAAGCUGAUAUCACGAUAGAAGAAAUGCGAUCUGUCUUGGGUAUCGAUAUUUUGGGUUGGGUUCCAAAUGAUGAUUACGAUGCUGUGAAAGGAGUAGCCUAUGAUAUGAAGACCAAAAUGCUUGAAGCAGCUGAGACUCCAGAAGAUAUUAUCGGUGUCCGGGAUCAUUUUCCUUUUGAUGAUUUCGAUGAAGGCGCCUGAGGCAUUUCUCGAAUUGUUUGAUUAUUUUUGUCUAUUUAUCGACAAUACUAUUGUUCUGGGCGGAUAACGCUAUCUACAUGAGGGCGGCUGGACACUCCAUUGGAAGAAGCAGUUGUGUGAUCGUGCGCAAAGGGCCUGUUUUGAUCAUUGUUCACAGAAAUGGAUUUACCAUGCUCAACGUGCUGUGCUGCCACGUCGCGAAGUGCGGUUUCAGGCUUGGGGUAAAGGAGAAUGUAGGCAUGGAAGUACAUGGAAAUUAGAGGUUUUAGAGGCAAUGGAUGCUUCAUGAAGAUCGGGGCACGUGAGCCAGGGAAAUUGCAGGGUAAAGGAGAGGGAGUGAACAGGCCAUUGAAAGAAUUCUGGCGAUCCAUCCUGGAAAAUGAGCAAAUUGGGAAGCAAGCAAAGACUACUGACAAACGUUUGAG
Messenger RNA from Aspergillus ibericus CBS 121593, 2299 nucleotides. RefSeq names its product aminoglycoside phosphotransferase family protein. The record is from RefSeq and is a predicted model, not a curated record. NCBI's taxonomy places the organism in Eukaryota, Fungi, Ascomycota, Eurotiomycetes, Eurotiales, Aspergillaceae. Gene Ontology annotation, cellular component: mitochondrion. The transcript has 3 exons. The coding region runs from base 126 to 1874 and encodes 582 amino acids.